This is a messenger RNA of Maudiozyma barnettii, 1638 nucleotides long. RefSeq names its product type 2C protein phosphatase PTC5 (gene PTC5). The transcript has a single exon. Bases 1 to 1638 code for a protein of 545 amino acids. Gene Ontology annotation, molecular function: protein serine/threonine phosphatase activity. Gene Ontology annotation, biological process: protein dephosphorylation. NCBI's taxonomy places the organism in Eukaryota, Fungi, Ascomycota, Saccharomycetes, Saccharomycetales, Saccharomycetaceae. The record is from RefSeq and is a predicted model, not a curated record.
AUGUUACUGCCUAGAGCCAAUAGAACUAUUACUAGGUACAGCCGUCAUGGUGAAUGGAUAGGUAGAUUUGUGCACAGAUCUUACAUCUCAAAUUCAAAACACAAGAAUUCAUGCAAUUAUUACAGCACAACUGCAUCUUCAAAUUUGGGUAAGAAUAUAUUUAGACGUAGUAGGAAGUUUUCUAAAGAUAUUGGGUGGGCUUUAUUAGGUGGAUCUGGGUUAAUGUUAGCAUCAUAUUCAUGGUUGGGUUCAUCAUCAAUCUCAUUGGACGCUAUAGAUGGUAUAAAACAUUAUUCUACAAAGGUUGCUAAUAAGAGUGCUACUAUUACUCUACUGACAGAUUCUGAAAUAGAUAAGAAAUUACGUGGUUUGGAACAAAGUUAUAUUGUUAACAGAAAUAAAGGGAUAACUCGUUAUGAUGUCGCUCAACUUCCAUCAAAUAAUCCAAUAGAAGAUAAUCAUAUCGAACAAGUGAUUACCGUACCAAUUAAGGAUACUGAAGAAGAUCUAUAUUUUUUCGGUAUAUUUGAUGGUCAUAGUGGUCCUUUUACGUCUGCUAAAUUAUCGAAGGAUAUGGUAAGAUACGUAGCAAAACAAUUAUCGCCUUUUUAUUCAUCACCAAAGAGUGAAGGCUCCAGCGAACAAGUUGACUCUGCCAUUAUUGAUGCUUUUGUACAAUUGGAUCAAGAUAUCAUUCAACAAUCAUUUAAACAAUUAUUUAGGGAUCCAUCUCAAGAAAACAUGGUAAAUGUAUUACCAGCUAUAUCUGGUUCUUGUGCAUUAUUAUCAUUGUAUAAUUCAAAGGAUAUGAGUUUGAAGGUUGCUGUCACUGGUGAUUCCAGGGCAUUGAUCGGUGGUAUUGAUGAAAAUAGCAAUUGGUUUGUCAAGGCUCUAUCAAUUGAUCAAACCGGUGAUAAUUUAGAUGAAGUUGCUAGAAUUCAAAAUGAACACCCUGGUGAACCUAAUGCAGUUCGCCGUGGUAGAGUAUUGGGUUGUUUACAACCUUCUCGUGCGUUUGGAGAUUAUCGUUACAAAUUGAAAGAAGUUGACGGUAAAAAAUUGAGUGAUCUACCAGAUCAUGUGAAAAUAUAUUUUAGAAGUGAACCAAGAGAUUUAUUAACACCACCUUAUGUUACAUCAAAACCUGAAAUCACUACAACUACUGUUCACAAUAAUGUAAAGUUUAUGAUUAUGGGUUCUGAUGGUUUAUUUGAAUUAUUAACCAACGAGGAAAUUGUUGGUUUAGUUGCUAAAUGGCAAGAACAAUAUAUGACCCAAAAUCAAAGCACGAGGAAAAAUAUAACAGCGCAAACUGGUAAAUUACCAUUAGUUAAAGACCUUACAUCGGAUAAAUCAUCACAAAGACCUGCAUUUAGAUACAAGAAAAAGGACAAUUCAAAUGCAACUGAUUAUUUAUUAGAAGAUCCAAAUGUGGCCACACACCUAAUCAGAAAUGCGCUAAGUGCCGGUGGUCAAAAGGAAUAUGUGUCUACUUUAACUAGUAUUCCAUCUCCAAUGAGCAGGAAAUAUAGAGAUGAUUUGACUGUCACUGUUGCAUUUUUUGGAGAAUCUGAAAAGAAAGAUGGUUCUCUGGAGAUUAACCAUGAGGCUACUACUCCUCCUAAACCAAAAUUAUAA